AAUCGCCUCUGCUCCAGUCCAGGCACAGAGUUUUAAACAAUCAGUGUCCAGAGUCCAGACCAGCCAUGAUCCUCCAUUUUCUAUCUAACUACAUCAAUUUAUUUUGUUUUCUACUAGUUAUUUUCCUUUUCCUGUUGUUCAUUGAUAACAUUAGGAAUAGAAAUCCGGACCGGUUUCCACCAGGACCCUGGCCUCUGCCCUUCGUGGGAAAUCUCUUCACUGGGCUUGACUUCAGAACCAUAAACAAGCUUGCUGAGGAGUACGGGGAGGUUUUCAGUCUGAGAUGGGGCAGUGAGAAAGUAGUGUUUGUCUCCGGAUACAAAAUGGUGAAGGAAGCCCUCGUCACUCAGUUGGACAGUUUUGCUGAUCGUCCUGCUGUUCCCCUGUUUGACAAAAUCCUCAGUGGACUUGGUUUAAUUGUGAGUAAUGGGUACCUGUGGAAGAUGCAGAGAAGAUUUGCCAACACACACCUGCGUGGCUUCACUGAGGGGAAGAGGAGCCUCGAGCUGAGUAUCCAACAGGAGUGUGUCUUUCUGUGUGAAGCCUUUCAAGCUGAAAAGGGACCGUUUGACCCUCAUUUCAUACUGAACAAUGCUGUCUCCAACAUCAUAUCUUCACUGGUUUUUGGGCAUCGCUUUGAUUACCAUGAUGAACGCUUCCAGAACCUUCUCCGCUUGGACAGUGAAGCCAUUGCUUUAUCAGGCCUUACUCAGACUCAGCUAUACAAUGCCUACCCCAGACUCUUUGAGUAUCUUCCUGGCCCUCACCAGAAAAUGUUCGCAAACUACAAGAUGAUUCUACAGUUUAUAAGAGAUGAAAUCAAAAAGCACAAGGAAAACUUGGAUCCAACAGACCCAAAAGACUACAUAGACGCUUUCCUACUAGAAAUAGAAAAGAAAACCAGUGACCCUGCGGCCGGAUUUAACAUUGACACAUUAGUAUCCGCCACACUGGACAUGUUUGAGGCAGGAAGUGAAACCUCAGCCACAACAAUAUGGUGGGGUCUUCUCUACAUGAUGAAAUAUCCAGAGAUACAGGAAAAGGUGCAGGCAGAGAUCGACAGGGUGAUUGGACAGUCACGUCAACUCAACAUGGAUGACAGACCCAGCAUGCCCUACACUGAUGCUGUCAUCCACGAGAUUCAGAGGAUGGGUAAUGUUGUACCUCUCGGUGCCACCAAAACAGCCUGUAAAGAUACGACUCUGGGAGGAUACUUCAUACCAAAGGGCACUGCUGUGAACACAAACCUGUCAUCUGUGCUUUAUGAUAAGAAUGAGUGGGAAACACCCAACACCUUCAACCCAGAACACUUUCUCGACAAACAAGGACAGUUCCGCAAGAGAGACGCCUUUCUGCCCUUCUCAGCAGGUAGGAGGUCAUGUCUUGGGGAGCAGCUGGCGCGUAUGGAGCUCUUCUUGUUUUUUGCCACCCUGUUACAGCGCUUCAGAUUAUCACCUGGACCAGGAGAGAAGAUGAGCCUAGAGGGCCAGUUGGGCUUCACCUAUGCACCCACCCCCUACAUGAUGUGUGUGACUCCGCGCUGAGUUGUAUGUGGUUUAGGCAGUAUAUAGGCAGUUGCCUAUUAAAAAAAAGGCUGAAAUGGAAGAGUUUAAUCAGUCAUAGUAAAAUGCUGAUUAAAUACAUUUAUUGUAGGAACAUAAAAAGACAACAUGCUGUAUGCCUUAUAUUCAAUAUUCUUUUUCUUUGUAACCAAAUAAGAUUUUUGUAUGUGUACUCAUAUGAACAUUUACAGAAUUACAAUAAACAUACAGUUUUAUAAUAUCUAAUAUAUAUUUAUAAUAUCCAUUUUAAUUUGUGUUGAAUUUCUUUAAAUAUCUGUAUAUGUAUUUAAUUUAUUGUACAGUUUCCUUCACAACACCAGAAACUUUAUAAACAAUAUUUUACAUAUUUGCUGAUCUGUUUAUCAGCAUUAUAAUAUAGAACCCAAUAAUGACUUUCAGAAAUACUGAUGUUGAUUAGCCAUUUUUAGCUUUUGAUUCUCCUUUACAUCUCCAUGUGCUCUUAGUCAGUUCUUUGCAUGUGUGCCCCUUUAUCUGUUUUCUUGUUUGGAAUUACACAGUACCCAUUGCUCAGAAUGUAUUUUUAUUUCUUAACUAGAACUUCUUAAGGAAAUAAAAAAAAAAAAAAUUUAAGGACAAAAAUGGAAAUACAUGUUUUUUUAUUGGACAGCAGCAAUAUAAAUAUCUUAUGAUAAAAUGUAAUAAUCUAUCACAUUGUAUAGAUUAUACAAUUUAUUUGUUUUUUUGCAAAGAUAAAUAAGUAUUUGAUCCCUCUGGCCUCUAGCAGAGAAACACUCUCAAAACAUAAUGUUUCCAACACUAUUCUUGACAGUGGGGACUGUGUUUUUUGGGUCAUAGUCGGGUCAGUUAUCUUCUACCAAACACGACGAGUUGAGUUAAUGCCAAAGAGCUUAAUUUUUGUCUCAUCUGACCACAGAACCUUCUCCCAAUUACUCUUAGAAUAUUCCAGGUGUUCAUUGGGAAACUUCAGACGGGUCUUUCUUUGUCACUGUGGUCCCAGCUGCCUUGUGAUCAUUAACAAGGUCCCCACGUGUAGUUUUAGGCUGAUGUCUCCCCUUCCUCAUGAUCAAGGAUACACCAUGAGGUGAGAUUUUCCAUGGAGCCCCAGUUCAAUGUCGAUUGACAGUCAUUUUGUAUUUCUUCCAUUUUCUUAUUGUACCAAAAGUUGUCCCCAUCUCACCCCUUAGAAAGCUCUGGUCUUUCCCAUGCUGUAAAGGUUAGAGUCUGACUGAUUCAUUUAAUCAAUUAUGGAUCAAAUAUUUCUUUCUUGCUGCAAAAUCAAAAUAAAUGUAUACAAUUUAUACAAUGUAA
Molecule: messenger RNA, 2852 nt
Organism: Astyanax mexicanus (Mexican tetra)
Lineage: Eukaryota; Metazoa; Chordata; Actinopteri; Characiformes; Acestrorhamphidae
Product: cytochrome P450 2J2
Exons: 9
Coding region: 66-1544 (492 amino acids)
Biological process (GO): xenobiotic metabolic process
Cellular component (GO): intracellular membrane-bounded organelle; cytoplasm
Molecular function (GO): heme binding; iron ion binding; oxidoreductase activity, acting on paired donors, with incorporation or reduction of molecular oxygen, reduced flavin or flavoprotein as one donor, and incorporation of one atom of oxygen
Source: RefSeq, a predicted model, not a curated record